Miscanthus lutarioriparius is the source of this 789-nucleotide messenger RNA. The record is from the annotation of a GenBank genome assembly. Lineage: Eukaryota; Viridiplantae; Streptophyta; Magnoliopsida; Poales; Poaceae.
AUGAGGGCUGCAGUUGCAAAUUAUUGGUGGGGCAGCUCAGCUGAUAACCGACAUAUGCACUGGAUGAGUUGGGAGAGGCUCAACCAGCCGAAAAGCAAAGGAGGCAUGGGAUUCAGGGAUCUCAGGAGCUUUAACCUGGCCAUGCUAGGGAAGCAAGGUUGGCGACUCAUCACCAGGCCGGAUUCCCUAUGUGCAAGAGUCCUGAAAGGAAGAAGCCAUCUUGAGACAGCUGAGAGGGAGGGGACAGUUGGAUUUCUGGGGCCUAGGAACCUGAAAAGUUUGGGGUUUACACAGAAAUCUGAAGCUUUAUUUGUGCAGCAGCCAAGCUCGUCUGAUGAUGGACCUUGGAAGAAGAUUUGGGAGCUAGAAAUUCCGCCAAAAUUCUGGAGUCAAACCAGAGCGGCAACCGGGUUAAAGAUUCCUAAUCUAAAUGCAGAGACAUGGGCGACUGACCUGAUGUCGGAGCUUUGCCCAAAAAGGGAUCAAGCUAUUAUCAUGUGUGGCAUGUGGGCAAUGUGGAUGAUGUGCAACAAGCGCCGGCAUGGUGAGCUAUCGAUGACGGUCCAGCAGGCGGUGAACUGGGCGAAAGACACGGCGUUUGACUUGUGGCAGUUGGGACAUCAGCUCAGUCAACCCAGCAGGGUGCAUGAUAUAACAACCUGGGGAUUUAGUCUAGUGCUUUGGAGAAAGGAGUCACAACGAUCAGUCAUUGAUCCUAUUCUGAAGGAGAUCGAUGAGCCCAGGUCCUACAACCAGAAGGAUGGCAUCUAUCCCACCUGGAGGAAUUAA